Carya illinoinensis is the source of this 2804-nucleotide messenger RNA. RefSeq names its product kinesin-like protein KIN-7N. The record is from RefSeq and is a predicted model, not a curated record. Gene Ontology annotation, biological process: microtubule-based movement. The transcript is spliced from 18 exons. Bases 139 to 2679 code for a protein of 846 amino acids. NCBI's taxonomy places the organism in Eukaryota, Viridiplantae, Streptophyta, Magnoliopsida, Fagales, Juglandaceae. Gene Ontology annotation, molecular function: microtubule motor activity; microtubule binding; ATP binding.
AAUGCUUUCGAGAAGCAAAACACAACAUCCCGCCCGUUAGUUCCUCCUCCCUCGCAAGAUUCAGCGACUCCAUAUGAGAGAUAAUCGGUAACAGUGCGUGAGAGAGUGAGGGAGCACAGGAAGAUAAAUUACUUGGCUAUGGAGAAGAUCUGCGUCGCAGUCCGAGUGAGACCUCCCGUAUCCUCAGAACCCUCCAAUGGAACAUACUGGAAAGUUGAAGACAAUCGCAUUUCUCUUCACAAGGUUCACGGCACUCCUAUCUCUGCCCUCUCUUACGCUUUCGAUCACGUAUUCGACGAAAGCUGCACGAAUGCUAGGGUUUAUGAGCUUCUUACAAAGGACAUCAUUCAUGCCGCAGUUGAAGGCUUUAAUGGAACUGCAUUUGCAUAUGGACAAACUAGCAGUGGCAAGACUUUCACCAUGAAUGGCUCUGAAACUGAUCCAGGGAUUAUUCACCGGGCAGUUAAAGAUAUAUUUGCAAAAAUCCAGAUGAUAUCUGACCGUGAAUUUCUGAUUCGGGUUUCCUAUAUGGAAAUUUAUAAUGAAGAAAUUAAUGAUCUUUUUGCCGUAGAGAACCAGAAAUUGCAAAUACAUGAGAGUUUGGAGCGUGGGAUAUUUGUUGCAGGUCUGAGGGAGGAAAUUGUUAGCAACGCCGAGCAAGUGUUGAAGCUCAUAGAUUCAGGAGAAGUUAAUAGGCACUUUGGUGAGACUAAUAUGAAUGUUCGUAGUAGUAGAUCCCACACAAUAUUCAGGAUGGUGAUUGAAAGCAAGGCGAAGGACACUGAUUCUUUCAGUGAUCAUUUGAGUACCGAUGCCAUUCGUGUUGCAGUCUUGAACUUGGUAGAUUUAGCUGGGUCCGAACGGAUUGCUAAAACUGGAGCUGGUGGGGUACGUCUAAAGGAAGGAAAGCACAUUAACAAAAGCUUAAUGGUUCUGGGUAAUGUGAUUAACAAACUAAGUGAUGGUGCAAAACAGAGGGGUCAUAUUCCUUAUCGUGAUAGUAAGCUGACCCGCAUACUUCAACCUGCUCUUGGUGGCAAUGCUAAAACUUCAAUAAUAUGCACAUUAGCACCUGAGGAGGUACACAUUGAGGAAACGAAGGGAACUCUCCAAUUUGCUAGCAGAGCCAAGCGCAUCACUAAUUGUGUUCAAGUGAAUGAAAUUUUGACAGAUGCAGCCUUAUUGAAGCGGCAAAAACUAGAGAUUGAAGAGCUUCGUAAGAAACUUCAGGGAUCUCAUGCUGAGGUGCUGGAGCAAGUGAUCUUAAAAUUGCGGAAUGAUUUGCUCAAGUAUGAAUUAGAGCGGGAGAAGCUUCACAUGGAAUUGGAAGAGGAGAGGAAAUCACACAGAGAACGUGAUCAAUGCAUUCAGGAGCAACAGAUGAAAAUUGUUGAUCUCAGCAAUCCUCUUACUUCAUCAGACUUUGACCCGAACUCUGGUCAGGGUCAGGAUUCUGAAAGACAAAGCCUCAAGGAAGAAUGCAAUGACAGCAAUAUCAUAUGCCAUGGAGAUGCUUUUAGAACCCCUUGCUUCAAGGCAGCUCCCAAAGCCUUUGUUGUCAAGCGAUCAGAUUACCCAAUGCUCCCUGAUUAUAGUCCCCUUCCAGAUACGUUUAGCAAUGUGGCUGAUGAAGACACAUGGCUGAAAAUGAAUAAAGGUUACAUAGCUGACCUUGAUUCACUUCAACUGACUCCUGCAAGAAAAGUUCAAUCAUUUCCUUCAAGUGAUGCUACCCCUACCUAUUCAUCCAAGAAUCAUAAACAAGAGGUUCAACAUCUCAAGAGACAAUUACUUAUUGCCACAGAAGAAAGAAAUGAACUGGAGAGAAAGCAUGCAGAGGAGAUACUUUUGAACCAUCAACUAAUGGAUGAAAUAUCUAAAAUUCAACAAGAAGCAAAACUUAUACAAGAGAUCCCCAAAAGGCUUGGUGAAUCUGUGGAAUGUUGCAAAGAUAUCUAUGAGGAUGUUUUGUCAAUAAUACAGAGUUUCGUAUCUGAUGAGGAAUCCUCAACUUCAAAAUUGGUAUCGAGCACAAGCGAAAUUGGUAUAAGCCUGUUUAAUACUUUGGAAACACAUUUCUCCAUGGCAAUGGAUGACCACAGUUCUUUCACUGGGAACAAUUCUCUAAUUCAAGAACAACGCAAAGUGCUUUACGAGAAGUUGAACAGCACAAUUACAUCCCUGGUAUUGUCGCAGACAGCUACAGUUGAGGAUGAACAAUCGAGGGCUAAACGGUGUAACUGUGAAAAUAAGGGAUGUACGCAGGAUGGAGAAACUGCUUGUUGGGAGGAAGAGCUGAACACUAUCAAGGAAAGAUGCCAUGGCUUGGAGAAAGAGUUGGAUUUCAAUAACCAGCUCCUGGUGGUUUCUAAAGAAAGAUACGAUAGUUUGGAAGCAGAGUUUCAGCUAUUGAAAGAAGAUAAAGAUCAUUUGCACCAAAUGGUCUCGGAGUCAUCUCGAAAACUUGCACUCGUAGCUGACCAGAAGGAAAACGUUUUGAGGGAUUUGAACACUGAAGUACAAAGAAGGAAAAAUCUAGAAGAAGAGAUUAAACAGUUCAGUGCUGCCUUUGCCUCUCGGCAGAGAUCACUAGUGUCUUUCCAGAAUGAUGUUAAGUCUAAAUGUGAGAAGUUGAGAGCUCAAUAUUUAGUCUCUGUACCCAAAUCUCUUGGGUGUUAAAAGUUCACUAGCACUUGCUUGUUUAAUGCACGGAACGGAAGCUAACAAUUUGAGUGCCGGUUGUUUAACUCUUAUGAACUUCAUGAUGCUUGUCAUUUAUUUAAAUGUAUUUAUUUGACCUAGUA